Molecule: messenger RNA, 1370 nt
Organism: Diaporthe batatas
Lineage: Eukaryota; Fungi; Ascomycota; Sordariomycetes; Diaporthales; Diaporthaceae
Exons: 3
Coding region: 194-1333 (379 amino acids)
Source: RefSeq, a predicted model, not a curated record
GACAGUUUCGACCAGCCGGGUCCAGACUCCUCUUUUUCGCACUCGCCUGUGCCAGAGUGUGGCCAUGAGACCAUUGUGCAUGGUUUAGUUCAAUUUCCGAGGGCCCGGUUGGGCCAGAAAAGGCACGAAAAGUUCAGUGCAUCAAGCAGUCCACCGGACGUGGGCACGAGAGUGGGACCGCUGCCGGGCUUGCAUGUUCCUCUUCGGAUAUACAAGCCGAUAUGAGCACGUAAACAGAUCCACAACUGGUCCAACCAUGUCUAAGUACUCCAAGUUCUGGCCCAAGGGUGGCCUCCCUGGCAUCUUGCAUCACUACACAGAGACCCUCGUGACAUUCGAAUACACAUCCAGCGCUGCCGCACGCAAACCACACAGCCUCCUCUUCAUCGGUGGUCUGGGCGACGGCCUCGCUACAACAUCCUACACAGCCGAUCUGGUGCGCUCCCUCGCGCCCACAGAAUGGUCCCUCUUCACCAUCAACCUCACCUCAGCCGGUCAGGCAUGGGGCGUGGGCCACCUGGACCGUGACACCGACGAGAUCGCGCAGUGCGUGCGCUACAUCAAGGAAUACAAGGCCGCGAAGUAUGGCACCGGGGACAAGGAGGCCAAGGUCGUCUUGAUGGGUCAUUCUACCGGCAGCCAGUGCGUGCUGCACUAUCUGUACCGGCCCAACCCUCACACCGGCACUGCUCCCUCGUUCGAUCCGUACCUCGAGCACGUCGAACGGCCUGCCGUUGACGGUGCGAUCAUGCAGGCGCCCGUGUCAGACCGUGAGGCCAUCCAUUGGGUCCUGAAGCACGGUAUUGGUGACAGGUCCCCUGAAAGCUGCCGGGAGGCAUACGAGGCCAUGGAGGCUCUGGCGAGGGAGGCAGCACUGAAGCGUGAGCUGGACGGUGCCAUGCUGCCGCUCUCGCUGACGGAUAGGAUAUACCCUGCCAACACACCAAUCAGCUGCCGCAGGUUCCUUAGUCUCGUCAGCCCGGACAGUCCAGACUCGCCUGGCGAGGACGACCUCUUCAGCUCAGAUCUUGGCGAGGAGCAGCUUAGCAAGACGUUUGGGGCUGUUCACAAGGGUGGCCUGCUGAGGCAUAAACUCAUGGUGCUGCACUCUGGGGCAGACCAGUCUGUGCCGGACCAUAUUGACAAGCAGAAACUUCUGGACAAAUGGGGUGACGUGGCAGACCGCAAUGGUGAGUGUCAGGUCUGGGAUAGAGAGCAUAGCGGGGUGAUACCCAAUGCGUCUCAUGCCUUGAGCAACGAUGACCAGGCGGAGCCACGGCAGUGGCUUUGCAAGAGGGUGAUGAGCUACUUGGAUACGUCUGUGAAAGUCUAGAGAUAGUGGCACAUGAAAUGAAUAAUGUUUACCAAGA